This is a messenger RNA of Octopus sinensis (East Asian common octopus), 3643 nucleotides long. Its product is annotated as heat shock protein 60A. NCBI's taxonomy places the organism in Eukaryota, Metazoa, Mollusca, Cephalopoda, Octopoda, Octopodidae. The transcript has 12 exons. Gene Ontology annotation, biological process: apoptotic mitochondrial changes; protein refolding; protein import into mitochondrial intermembrane space. The record is from RefSeq and is a predicted model, not a curated record. Bases 138 to 1868 code for a protein of 576 amino acids. Gene Ontology annotation, cellular component: mitochondrial inner membrane; mitochondrial matrix. Gene Ontology annotation, molecular function: ATP-dependent protein folding chaperone; protein-folding chaperone binding; ATP binding.
GCAGACUUUCUGCGUGUCACCGGAUAUUCAAUAGUUCAGCUGAUUAACGGUGGAGGAGCGUAGUGGUGUAGGCCUUAAAAUCAGUUAUUCGCCGUGAGAAACGACUCAGACAGCAGUCUGCUGAAUAAUUUGUAAAUAUGUACCGUGUUAGCAGUUUACUGAGAUCUGCUGCGCAGACUCUCAGAACUCCUGCCCUUGCGCGAUGUUAUGCUAAGGACUUGAAAUUUGGUCCUGAUGCCCGGGUAUUGAUGCUGCAAGGUGUUGAUAAAUUGGCUGAUGCUGUUGCUGUUACAAUGGGACCAAAGGGACGAAAUGUGAUCAUUGAACAGAGCUGGGGAAGCCCUAAGAUUACUAAAGACGGUGUGACUGUUGCCAAGGCUGUUGAGUUGAAGGACAAAUUUAUGAACAUUGGAGCUAAGUUGGUGCAAGAUGUUGCCAACAAUACAAAUGAGGAGGCUGGUGAUGGCACUACAACAGCUACAGUGCUUGCUCGAUCUAUUGCCAAAGAAGGGUUUGACAAGAUCAGUCGUGGAGCUAAUCCCAUAGAAAUUAGACACGGUGUUAUGAAUGCUGUUGAUGUUGUCGUAGAGCAACUAAAGAGCCAGUCCAGGCAAGUCACAACACCGGAAGAGAUUGCUCAGGUAGCUACCAUUUCUGCUAAUGGUGACCGUUCCAUUGGGGACAUUAUCUCCAGUGCUAUGAAAAAAGUUGGCCGGGAUGGUGUUAUUACAGUUAAGGAUGGGAAAACUUUGAAAGAUGAGUUGGAAACUAUUGAAGGAAUGAAAUUUGAUCGUGGCUAUAUUUCUCCAUAUUUCAUCAACACUUCCAAAGGUGCCAAGUGUGAAUUCCAAGAUGCCUUAGUACUCUUCUGUGAAAAGAAAAUUUCUAAUAUACAAGCCAUCAUUCCAGCACUUGAGUUAGCUAAUUCCCAACGUAAACCUCUCUUAAUCGUUGCAGAAGAUGUUGAUGGCGAAGCUCUUACCACAUUAGUAUUAAAUAGGUUGAAAGUCGGGCUGCAAGUCUGUGCUGUAAAAGCUCCUGGUUUUGGUGAUAACCGAAAGAACACUUUACAAGACAUGGCCAUUGCCAGUGGCGGUGUGGUAUUUGGAGACGAAGGUAAUUUGAACAAAUUGGAAGAUAUCCAGCUCCAUGAUUUUGGUGUUAUUUCUGAGGUUGUCAUUACAAAAGACGAUUCCUUAUUGAUGAAGGGUAAAGGAGAAAAGAGUGACGUUGAUAAAAGGAUUUCACUAAUUAGAGAUGAAAUUGAGCUUAGCACAUCAGACUAUGAGAAAGAAAAACUCAAUGAACGUUUAGCUAAAUUAUCAAACGGUGUAGCUGUAUUGAAGGUUGGUGGUACCAGUGAGGUGGAAGUAAAUGAGAAAAAGGAUCGGAUCAACGAUGCAUUAAAUGCUACCAAAGCUGCUGUUGAGGAGGGAAUUGUUGCAGGUGGUGGAACUGCACUUCUUCGAUGUAUAUCUGCUCUUGAUAGUAUAAAUCCAACGAACUCGGAUCAUAAAAUAGGUGUUGACAUCGUACGCAAAGCUCUUCGGGUGCCUUGCCUAACUAUUGCUCAAAAUGCAGGUGUUGACGCGCAUGAAGUUCUUGAGAAAGUAUGUCAGUUGUCUGGAGAUAUGGGCUAUGAUGCAGCGGAGGGAGAAUAUGUUAAUUUGAUUGAGAAAGGCAUUAUCGACCCCACUAAGGUGGUGCGAACGGCUUUGGUUGAUGCCUCGGGUGUAGCAUCCUUAUUAACAACAGCUGAAGCAGUCAUUACAGAAAUCCCGAAAGAAGACCCACCUAUGCCUGGUGGUGGUGGUGGAAUGGGUGGCAUGGGAGGUAUGGGCGGUAUGGGUGGAAUGGGUGGCUUUUAAUAAUGCAGUUACUUAGACAUUUCAUUGAUUCACAUAAUUUGAUUCAUGAUGUAUAAAACAUUUGUCGGGUGUGAUUUUUUUUUUUUUUUUUUCUCUCCCCCAUACAAUCGUUCCCAACUGUUCAUAGUUAUGCUGUCAGUAAGUACAAGAUAUCUUUCUAUACAUAGAUCUAAUGGUAGCAACUGUUUAACUGAUUGUUUCUCUUAAGUUGUUUGUAUAUUUAUUUAUUCACAAUUCUUUGAAACGCUUUCAAGUUAAUAAUCUACUGAGUUCUCUAACAACUCUCAGUUUAUUGCUUCUGUUGAGAUAGGAUAGCUGUUAGGAUGGGUGGUCAUAAACAAGUUGUAUAUAUGCAAUAUGUCAUAAUUAAAUCAUGGAAUUCCAUUGAAGAAACCCAUCAUUGCCCAAGAGACACUGGCCCCUGUAGCAUUUAGUGUUGAAUACAAAAAAAACAGAUUAUUGUUCAAAGUGAAAUCAGUUUGGCUUGAGCAAAUAUUGUUCAGCAAUGACCAUCUUAUCAAAUGUGGUCAUAACUGACCAUUACUUCGGUUGACAGUGACUUGUGUAUUUGGCACAGGUGGUUCUAUUUGGGAUAGAGUCCAUGCUGUUGUCAUAGCUAAGGUAGAGAUGCUUGUAGUCCUGAAUAUUAAAGGUUGCUCAUUUUAAGCUUAAUUCUGCUGGGCACAUAAAUUUUAAUUAUUUGAUGCAAUUGAAAGGAUAUAGUUUUGGUGGUGUUAAUGAACUAUUUCAUGGUGCUAAAGUUCUUGUUCAGAUAUUUUAUUAAUUUGAGCACAUAUCCAGCUUUGAGAAGUGAAAGUCUUAGUCAAUACCAUCUUAAUCAAUAACUCACUAUAUUUUGACAUUCUUAGGUCAACUUUGUCUUUCCUUUUUUGUAAGUUGAUAAAAUAAUGUUCUUGAAGGCAUAUACUGGGAUCAAUAGCAUUGACUAACCACCACCUCACAGAAACUGCUGGUUUUGUGCUUACAUGAGAAACGGUCCUGGUUUUCAUAUUCUGUACUGCUCACAUAUCCAUUAUGAAUGACCAUAUACAUAGAUUGUAUACAUGCAUGUUUUAUAUACUGUUCUAAAUUCCAAAAGUUAGUGGUGGUAUUUUUACAGGACUGUUUGUUGCUAAUGUGUUAAGAAACCAAACUAGUUUUGUGGGUAACCAGAAAUAUCUUGGGCUUAAAUGGGUUUUUUUUUUGUUUUUUUUCUUAACUGUUCUUUUCCAUUAUGUUUGUGACAUUUACUUCACUCUUCAGUUUGUUAGAGGAAUAACUUCCUUUUCCUGGUCUCGAUGGGGGAAAGCAAAAUGUUUGAUUUAAAUUUAGAAGUUAGUCUUUUUUUUUCUGUAAUGGCACACAUCUCUCCAACAUUGAAUUCAUACUUGACUUCUUAGGGAGCUGCUCUUUAGUUCUAUUUUGUAAACAAUAUUUUUUUUUUCGGUUUGAAUUUCUAAAUAUUGUUUUAGUUGAUUUGUGAUCAAUAAAUAUUAAAUGAAUGUUUUAACUGUCUUUAUCAUAGUUCAGCCAGACUGAGAGAUAUAGAAUUUGAUUGCUUACUUAAUACGAAAAAUAAGCAUUUAACUGAUUGGUUAUUUUACAGCAUUGUUGAAAAUAUCUAUAUUACUGCCUUGAAUUAUGACUAUUCAGUAUUUAUUGGAUGUUAAGAAGGGAUUGUCCAAAUUACAAUUGUGGGGCUGAUAGAUUGUUUACUGGUGAUCCUUUGAUCAAAGAAAUAAAACAGUGAUAUAAUUACAUUAAUUCAUUGUUGG